This is a messenger RNA of Podospora pseudocomata, 2394 nucleotides long. It is a transcript of the gene dpp4, whose product is annotated as Dipeptidyl peptidase 4. Gene Ontology annotation, biological process: proteolysis. The record is from RefSeq and is a predicted model, not a curated record. NCBI's taxonomy places the organism in Eukaryota, Fungi, Ascomycota, Sordariomycetes, Sordariales, Podosporaceae. Gene Ontology annotation, cellular component: plasma membrane. Gene Ontology annotation, molecular function: dipeptidyl-peptidase activity; serine-type endopeptidase activity. Bases 1 to 2394 code for a protein of 797 amino acids. The transcript has a single exon.
AUGCAGCGCGUCGCAGCUCUCGUCGGCGCUGCCGCCGCCCUGUUGGGCGCCGUCUCAGCCAUCGACCCACCUCGCCCCCCCCACCAGCCUGUCGGAGGCGGCUCCAAGCUGCUCACGUACAAUGUCACCACGGGCAGCCCCGGCGCUCUCUCUGUGUCCACCACCGGAAUCACCUGGGCCCAGACCGACAACGACGGCGACUUCAUCACCCUCGCCUCCGACGGAUCGCUUGUCUUUGAAAACGUCGCCAGCGGCAACAAGACCACAUUCCUCGCCUCCAGCAAGAUCCCCGCCGACUAUUGGGACUACUCCAUCUCCCACGACCAGACCAAGGUCUUGUGGGCUGUCGACUAUACUAAGCAGUAUCGUCACUCCUACUUUGCCAACUACCUGGUCCAGGAUGUGACCACCGGGCAGACCCAGCAGCUCGUGCCUGGUUCCAAGGGUGAUAUCCAGUAUGCUACCUGGAACCCUGCGUCGUCCUCCCAGAUUGCCUUUGUCCAGGGCAACAACCUCUUCCUCUGGGACAAUGGCACCAUCAGCCAGAUCACCACCAACGGCGGCCCUGAUCUUUUCAACGCUGUUCCCGACUGGGUCUACGAGGAGGAAAUCUUUGGCACCGACCAUGCGCUCUGGUACUCUCCCGACGGCGAGUACAUUGCUUACCUGAGCUUCAACGAAACCGGAGUCGAGACCUUCACGAUUCCCUACUUUAUGGACAACCAGAAGGUCGCCCCGGCCUAUCCCCGUGAGCUGGAGCUGAGGUAUCCCAAGGUCGGCACCACCAACCCCACCGUGGCCUUCCACCUCUUGAGCGUCAAGGACAAGAAGACGACCGAGAUUCCUGUUACUGCGUGGGCAGCCGAUGACUUGAUCAUUGGCGAGGUUGCUUGGUUGACCGAGGAGCAUGACAAGGUCAUCUACCGCGCUUUCAACCGUGUUCAGGACCACGAAAAGCUCGUGGUUGUUGACACCACCACCAAGACCUCCACCCUCACCCGCCAGCGUGAUGGAUCCGACGGCUGGCUUGACAACAACGCGGCCAUCAGCUUCAUCGGCUCCAUCACGGAGCAAAAGGGCAAAGGAAAGGGCAAGGCAAAGGGCAAAGGCAAGGGCAAGGGCAAAGACGACGAAAAGGAGUACUACCUUGACUUGUCGGACGAGUCGGGGUGGAACCACAUCUACCUCUUCUCGGUGGACGGCAAGGACAAGAUUGCUCUUACAUCGGGCAGCUGGGAGGUUACCGGUAUCAACAAGAUCGACACCUCCAGAGGACUGAUUUACUACACGUCCACAGAGCGCCACAGCACCGAGCGUCACAUUUACUCGGUUUCCUACAUCACCAAGAAGAAGACUCCAUUGGUUGACGACAAGGUUUCUGCCGUCUGGUCCGCUUCCUUUUCCACCGGCGGUGGCUAUUACAUCCUGAGAUAUGCCGGCCCCAACGUCCCCUAUCAAGAGCUUUACAAGAUCGAUUCCAAGACCCCCCUCCGCGUCAUCAACAACAACGACCGUCUCCUCAACAACCUCAAGGAGUACAAACUUCCCAACAUUACGUAUCACGAACUUGACCACCCUUCUGGCUUCAAGCUCAACGCCAUGCUCCGUCUCCCCGCCAACUUUUCUCCCGACAAGAAGUACCCCGUCUUGUUGACUCCCUAUGGCGGCCCCGGUGCUCAGCAGGUCAACAAGGGAAUGCAAUCUUUUGGCUGGAACGCCUAUAUUGCUUCCGAUCCCGAGCUCGAGUACAUCACUUUUACUGUGGACAACCGUGGCACCGGUCUCAAGGGCCGCGCUUUCCGUUCCGCGGUCGCCUCCAACCUGGGUGAUCUUGAGGCCCAGGACCAGAUCUGGGCCGCCAAGUGGCUGGCCAAGAAUCCGUGGGUCGAUGCCUCCAAGAUUGGUAUCUGGGGCUGGUCGUAUGGCGGGUAUCUCACGGCCAAGGUGGUCGAAAUUGGCGAUCCCAUCAUCUCUCUGGGUAUCGCCACCGCUCCCGUCUCGGACUGGCGCUUCUACGACACCAUGUACACCGAGAGAUACAUGAAGACACCCGCGCUCAACGCUGCUGGAUACAACAAGUCGGCGGUGCACAACACGGACGGCUUCAAGAAGAUUGCCGGUGGCUUCCUGAUUCAGCACGGAACCGGCGAUGACAAUGUUCACUUUCAGAACGCUGCCGCCCUCGCUGAUCUGCUGAUGGGAGACCGCGUCAGCCCAGAGAAGCUCGAGGUGACCUGGUUCACCGACUCUGACCACAGCAUCCGCUACAACUCGCAAGGCACGUUUGUAUACAAGCAACUGAGCAAGAAGUUGUUUGAGGAGAAGAAGAGAACCGGCACCGGCGGCAGCCACCAGUGGAGCAAGAAGGGUAUGGGCAAGAAAUGGGUUGCCUGA